UAUCAAUUCGCCUUGCUGGUGCAGUGUUUGUGAUUCAAACCACCCCCUAAAAAUCACAACCCAACUCUCGCGAAAUUCUCACAUCCUAUAACUAAGCACAAUGUCAACUCCCACCAAGAUCACCGGCGGCUGCCUCUGCAAAGCCGUCAGAUACGAGGUUAACUUCCCUGAAGACCAUGACUUCAAAGCCAACUCAGUAGCCUGCUUCUGCACCCUCUGCCGCAAGCAAUCCGGAGCCGUCGCCGUGCACGUCCACAUUCUACCCCGCAGCAGCUUCGCCUGGACCUCCCCCUCUGCCACCCCCGCCGCUCCACUUGCCAACUACCAAGUCAUCAAAGAUAACCUGCGCUGGUUCUGCACAGCGUGCGGCUCCUAUCUCGCGUGGGAGGGCAACGGAAUCAUCGAGGUGACAGCGGGGUCGGUGGAUGAGGAGUGCCUCGUUGGGAAGAAGGAUGGUGAGGGGAAUGUGAUUGAGAAGGGGGUUGGAGAGCAGUUCUGCCAUCCGGAAGGGGCUGUGACGUGGGUUAAUAAUUCGCUGGGUCCAGUGACGGAGGGGGUCAAGGGAACUAGAUGGAAGUUCUCUGUUGCCCAUGGGGUGAGGGGAUAA
Messenger RNA from Pseudogymnoascus verrucosus, 607 nucleotides. RefSeq lists its product as uncharacterized. The record is from RefSeq and is a predicted model, not a curated record. The transcript is spliced from 2 exons. The coding region runs from base 101 to 607 and encodes 168 amino acids. Gene Ontology annotation, molecular function: carbon-sulfur lyase activity. Lineage: Eukaryota; Fungi; Ascomycota; Leotiomycetes; Thelebolales; Thelebolaceae.